AUGUGUUGGGUAAAUUGUAAUAAACCAUCUCAAUUAUUUCCUCACUGUUUGCAGGGCUUGCUUGGACUGAUCAGAAAAUUCAAAAAUCAGCCAGGGAAAGAAUUCAGGAUAUUGUUGCUUGGCUUGGACAAUGCCGGUAAAACGACAAUAUUAAAGAAUUUAGCUUCGGAAGAUAUAAAACACAUUACACCUACGCAGGGGUUCAAUAUUAAAAGCGUAGUGUCAGAUGACGUGAAAUUGAACGUAUGGGAUAUUGGAGGACAACGAAAGAUUCGUCCAUACUGGAAAAAUUAUUUCGAAAAUACCGAUAUUUUGAUAUAUGUAAUUGACAGUUGUGAUCGUAAACGAUUUGAUGAAACAGGCAUGGAACUCUUUGAACUUCUGGAUGAAGAGAAACUCAAAAAUGUCCCGCUACUGGUUUAUGCUAAUAAACAAGAUUUGGCGACAGCAGCCAAAGCAAAUGAAAUAGCAGAGGGUUUACAUCUGUUAUCAAUCCGUGACAGGUCUUGGCAGAUUCAGGCAUGUUCUGCUGUUACUGGUGAGGGUAUCAAGGAUGGGAUGGAUUGGAUCUCAAAGAAUUUACGACAACAACAGAAAAAGCCGAAAUAG
Brugia malayi is the source of this 609-nucleotide messenger RNA. RefSeq lists its product as uncharacterized. The transcript has 7 exons. Gene Ontology annotation, biological process: cilium assembly. Lineage: Eukaryota; Metazoa; Nematoda; Chromadorea; Rhabditida; Onchocercidae. Bases 1 to 609 code for a protein of 202 amino acids. The record is from RefSeq and is a predicted model, not a curated record. Gene Ontology annotation, molecular function: GTPase activity; GTP binding. Gene Ontology annotation, cellular component: cytoplasm; microtubule cytoskeleton.